UCAAAAAUCAGCACCGCCCCUCUUUCUCUUUCUCAUCUGGCCUUUUCGUCUUCCUCGUCCCCCUCGAGACGUUCUGGGAGGGGGAGUGUCUCGGCCAUCCCCCGUGCGGUGUUCUGCGGGUGCCGCCGACUAGCUUCCGGCGGUUCACACAUUAGGCGGCGGAGAAAAAUAUGGAGGUGGAUGAUGAAUCUGGUGGGGCUGCCCAGUCAAGUGAUUCAAGAAAUGCUUCUCAUCAAAUCCCAAAGAAAAAUAUGGUGGUGGAUGAUGAAUCUGGUGGGGCUGCCCAGUCAAGUGAUUCAAGAAAUGCUUCUCAUCAAAUCCCAAAGGAUAUGAAUCAUGCUACACAUGUUGCUGAUGGAGCUACCAGUUACUCUAUUCAUUCCAAGGUCAAGGAUUGCUCGAAAUUCAAUACUCAGUUUUCUUUGCAAAAGAUGAGCAAACUGCUAAGCAAGUUAACCGACCCGCAGAAGGAUAUUGUCAGGAAAUGUGGUUUCGGAUCAAUCCUCAGGUUGAAGUGUACAUCUCUGCCAAACUCACUGAUCCUGCAACUUGCAAAAUUGUUUGACCCAAAGACAAAACUUAUAAAAGGCCCAGAUGGUGGAUCAUUCAACAUCGAUGCAAUUACUGUACACCAGAUAUUGGGCAUCCCUUAUGGUGGUAAUAAAGUCCCUACAAAAGCCAGCAGCAGAGCCAAAGCAGUAAUGAUGAAUGAUACAAAUCAAACCGUACAAGCAGCAAAGAUUGAAGAUCUCACAGCAAUGAUUCAACCAGGGCUAGUUGGUGAUAAGUUUGCCAGGAUAUUUUUCCUCAUUCUUUUUGGAAUAUUCCUCUGCCCUUCAAGUAAUUUCAGAGUCAGCCACCACUAUUAUGAAGGUCUCCACAUUGUCAAGGAUAUUAGAUCCUAUGACUGGUGCACCAUUGUUGCAGAUGCUCUCAAUUCUGGAUUGAUUCAUUUUCAUUCAAAUGCUUCUAAAGGAAACACAAGUGGGAAGGCAACAUUGGGCGGUUGCUUGUUAGCUUUAGUUGUUGCAUACUAUGAAUACAUUGAUGUUGGCAGCAAUCUUGUUGAUCCUAUUAUCCCACGCAUUUCAGUAUGGGAGGAUAAUGUGCUUUCAAAGUGUCGUAAAGCCGAGUUAAGCAUUAAACAUAUACAGAUAAAGCCAAUUGGUUCCACUCUUUUCUGCAAUGAGCAUAUCAAUCCUUCAACUUUUCGCGGGUUUUAUGUAAAUGAUGAUAGCAGCAGUGCUCCCCCGCCUCCUGUUGAUAAUGUUGUUGGUGAAAACCAGCCACAGCUCAAGCCUUUAUCAGAACAGAGGACACCUGCACAAAAAAUAGUUGAUGUGGGCAGGGAGUCUUGUACUCAAACAAAUGUUGAUUUUGAAUCUGCUCGGAAGGUUAUGCCAGGAGCAUCUGACUUGUCUCUCCGCAUCUUUUGUGGUGAGAUAAUUCAUCCUGAUGUCCAGAAGUUCAUCAAAUCUACCACACCUGAAGGUGUCAACCAAGAGACAGUACAAAAACUAAAUGAGAUGUGCACAAGCUUUUUCAAAGAUUCUGUACAACAGUAUGUGAAAUCAAUAGAGCCAGUUGUUGUUAACCAGUGUUAUGACAUGGUCAAUUCAUUUUGGAGUGGUUUACAACAGGCCACUACUGUCAAUUCAAUAACCAGACCCAGCAUGACAGUGACUUCAAACCAGCAUGACAGUUUGUCUGCUAAUCUUAGACAAAAUCAGUUUCAGGAUGAAGCAUUCACAUCAAAUUAUUUUGAGGUCAAUAGGGAUCAGAAUACCACCAAUGGAUCAUGUUGCACACUUUGUGGUAUUCAGUUCGCAGAGGGCCAGGAUCAUGUCUGUUCAUCUCUUGGUCAAAUUUCGGGGCAGCAAUCUAAUGUUGAAAAAUGUUUAGCCUGUGGGGUUCACAUGACAGAGGGAGGUAACCAUAGAUGUGUAACAAACAGUGAUACUAUGCAGCUCAUUCAAAAGUCUACCCAAUGCAUCAAAUGUUAUUUAGAUGUUCUACCAAAUUGUGAGCACAGCUGCUGCAUACUUGAUGAACCUACUAUGAACAUUAACUCUGGCCCCCAGGCAAAGACACAACAAAUUCAUGAUUCACCGAAGUCUUCACCAUGUCAUUCUGAGGCCAAAGUGCCGGACAGCCACAAUAUGAAUACGACACCUACCAGUGAUACCUUCAUUUUGACGCCCUCUCCAGCUUCUAAGAUCAUUGCUGACAUUGUUGCUGAAAUUAGCCCCACUGAUGAUGCAACCAUCACCGCCCAUGAUAGCAUGGAUACGUUAUUGGUUGGAACAAACAAAGACCGAAGUGUGUCUUGCAAUCCAUCAAAUAUCAACCUAGAGGAUAAGGAAGAGGCUGAUGGUUCAAAUUCAGAAGAUGGUCAACUCAAGAAACAAGAUCACUGUAGAAAUGCUUUGGCAGAGCAAUCCAAAGAGCCCAAUGUGACCUAUAAACUCUCAGAUUUAGCAUCUGGCCGGGAUAAUGCAUUGCCUAGCUCAUUAACCGCCAGUCUCCUUGAACCGGUAUUAUCAGCCUUGCAGAAAACAAAAAGGAGCAUCACCCUGCAUGAUGAUAUCUCUCAACCCCACAAUGUCUCUCCACAAAAGAAGUUGAAGGCAUCAUCAUCUACUGAUGGAAAUUCGCUCCCUUCAUCACAUUCUGUAAACUCUAUUUCAACCAAAUCACCAUCAGCUAGCCCCCAGAACAGUCCCCCCAAUGGAGGCGACAGCCAAUCUUGUAGCGCCAACAUCCUUACUUCUGCUACAUCUCCAAAUGUCACACCAACACUGGAUGAUACUGUCAUUGUUUUGGAAAAAAAUCUCUCAGAUCUCGGCCACAAGAAGCGUGCUUUGAAAGCGCCACAACCACUCUUUGAAGGCCAAAAAACACGUGCACCAAAAGUUUUGCUAUCAGAGCUUGAGAAGGAUAUUUAUUAUGCAGCAACAAAGAGGUGGAAAUCUGGUGAUCCCAACCCCAUUUGUGUUGAUAUUGGACGCAUGUCAAUUAAGCUUCUCGAAUUCGGUGAAACAAUGAGGCCAAAGAGUUGGGUUGGGACAUUUGCUAUGAAUAUAUACUGCGAGGCACUUGGAUAUGACCAGUCCAAAGAACAUAGUCCAAAGAUAAAGAAAGGUUUUCUGACAUCAGCGGAAGUAGACUACAUGAAAGUGAAGGAUCUAGGUAUAGAUUUGCUGUCAAAGAAGCUUGCUUCUAGCUCCAUCAAAUUCGAGCUAAAUAAAGUUGAUAUGGUUAUGAUACCCAUACUCCACGGCGUCCAUUGGUGGUUAGUUGUUGCUAACCUUAGGGACAACAGGUUUGAUGUACUAAGUUCAUGGAAAAUAAAAGAUGAGGAAAAGCAAGUGACAGAAAUAGUGAGGGCAAACUUUUUAAGAGCAUUCCAAGCCAUCAAUGAUGGAGCAGCAGCAACAAAAGUGUCUAAUCUUGAAUUAGCAUAUCAAGAUGCGCCCCAACAAACAACCACAUACGAUUGUGGUAUAUUUGUGAUGAACUUUCUGUCAACAUGGGAUGGAAGAAGGGUAGCCCCAAUGAAUAACGAUGAGAUAUAUAAUCACAGAGUAAAGGCAGCUGUAUACAUGUUGUGUCAUGCUGGUAACAAAAGUAUACUCCCAAGCAUCAAGAAAAUCAUGCAAAAACAUGAAGGUGCAAGUAAAAAGAAGAAGAAGCCCCAACCCAAGAGCAAAGCAUAGUAGGAAAACACUAGUUCAUGUGAUACUCUUUUCCCCGUGGAGAACAAGCAUCAUGUUCAGAUGUCUUUUCAAACUUUUUUUUAGCACCGUGGCAAAAUAACACCCUGUGCCCCCCCCACUUUUUCCCAUCACGGUGAUAUCGGAGCAGGAAAACUCAUGUAAAAUUGUUGAUGUGGUUUUUGGAUUUACCUUUUUUCUAUUCUCCUUC
Messenger RNA from Panicum virgatum (switchgrass), 3924 nucleotides. RefSeq lists its product as uncharacterized. The transcript has 16 exons. NCBI's taxonomy places the organism in Eukaryota, Viridiplantae, Streptophyta, Magnoliopsida, Poales, Poaceae. Bases 171 to 3716 code for a protein of 1181 amino acids. The record is from RefSeq and is a predicted model, not a curated record. Gene Ontology annotation, molecular function: cysteine-type peptidase activity. Gene Ontology annotation, biological process: proteolysis.